Molecule: messenger RNA, 2113 nt
Organism: Silurus meridionalis
Lineage: Eukaryota; Metazoa; Chordata; Actinopteri; Siluriformes; Siluridae
Product: transmembrane protein 184C-like
Exons: 10
Coding region: 370-1695 (441 amino acids)
Biological process (GO): transport
Molecular function (GO): transporter activity
Source: RefSeq, a predicted model, not a curated record
CAGUCUGGGCUAGGAAGAGAUCAGACAUCAACGUUUACCAUUCUGUAUUUGUGUAUAACUCACACACACACACACACACACACACACAUCAAAACAAUCUGUCAGACAACCAAUCUAAUGCUGAUGCCCAAUAUGCUUCGAAUUUCCUUCUAAUCCUUAUGGUUUCUAUUAUUACGCCCUGCUGUGCCCCAAUAACGGAACCGUGAUCGGAUUUGCUGUAAUCCAGUCGAAUCUGGCCGCGCAGAUUGGACGCACAGACUGCGCGCGUGCUGGUGCGUCAGCAUCCUUCCGGUUGCUCGAGCUCCAGUACCAGACCACACCGUCUAGGAGGAUGCUCGGGAUGCUCGGAGCUCGCGCGUGAAGGCGAACAUGGCGCGGCUGUGCGCGGGGUGGCGCCGCUGGCUCCGGCCGCUCGUCGUGACGGUUUACGCGCUGCUCGUGGCCGUGGCCUUACCGCUGGCAGUGUGGCAGCUCCAGAAAGCCGAGGCUGGAACACACACUAAGGCGUGGUUCAUCGCGGGUGUGUUUGUGUUCUUGACCAUUCCCAUUUCUCUGUGGGGCAUUCUGCAGCAUCUCGUGCACUACACACAACCUGAACUACAGAAGCCUAUCAUCAGGAUCUUAUGGAUGGUGCCGAUUUACAGCUUAGACAGCUGGAUCGCUCUGAAGUAUCCCAGUAUAGCAAUCUAUGUGGACACUUGUCGCGAGUGCUACGAGGCAUAUGUCAUCUAUAACUUCCUGAUGUUCCUGCUGAACUUCCUGGAGACGCAGUACCCGAACCUGGCACUUAUUUUGGAGGCUCAGGAACAGCGAUUGCUUCUGCCUCCUUUCUGCUGCUGCCCUCCAUGGGCCAUGGGAGAGGUUCUUCUGUUCAGGUGUAAACUGGGAGUUCUUCAGUACACUGUCGUCAGACCUGUGACUACUGUCAUUGCGCUUGUGUGUCAGUUGUUUGGAGUCUAUGAUGAGGGAAACUUCAGCUUCAGGAAUGCCUGGACUUACCUUGUCAUCGUCAACAACGUAUCCCAGCUGUUUGCCAUGUACUGCCUGCUGCUGUUCUACCGCACACUGAAGGAAGAGCUGAGCCCCUUAAAACCCGUCGGGAAAUUCCUCUGUGUCAAAAUGGUGGUGUUCGCCUCCUUUUGGCAGGCUGUGCUCAUCGCCUUUUUGGUGAAGGUUGGAGUCAUCUCUCAGAAGCGUACAUGGGAGUGGGAAAGCGUGGAGGCUGUGGCUACAGGGUUACAGGACUUUGUCAUUUGCAUUGAAAUGUUUGUAGCUGCCAUUGCGCAUCACUACAGCUUCAGUUACCGUCCCUACGUGCGUGAAGACGAUGAAGGCUCCUGCUUCGACUCCUUCCUCGCCAUGCUGGACUUCUCUGAUAUACAAGCUGAUAUUUCAGAGCAAGUCCGUCAUGUGGGGCGCACAAUGCUCGGACGCCCCCGUAAGCUCUUCUUUGGCUCCGAAGUGGACAUUGUGCAGGGCGAGCACACCGGCCUCCUCUCAGGGGCAUCUCACGAGCGACUGGGAGCCGACCCACUCUCUGUCCCCACCUCUCCGAAGGGGCAGUACCAAGGCCUCGGCCAAACAGACACACCUCGCUCUCGCUCCGCCCCCACUGGCUUUAACCCCUCCUCCUGGAGGAGCGACAGUUACACAGUUACUGCCACUACCAACCAGAACACAGGAGUUAAGUCAUAGUUGGAGGGUAUAGAUAAAACACACAUCGGCAAAACCUACACCACACACACACACAGACGCGCACACACACACACACACACACACACAGAACAGAUGCUUAGCAUAUUUACAAGCUAUAAACACAAUCAGCACAUUCUAAAAUACGUCCUAUAGGCUACAAAAUGAAAGCAAGCUGUUCUUAUUAAAGGUCUAAUUGCAGUGUUUUUGAAAUUCUAUCGUGGCAUCCCGAUGUUCAGACUUUAGGUUUUGUAUAUUUGCAUAUGUGGUGUUGUGCAUUUUAGUGGCAUUUUAUAUGUUUUGCAUUGUAAAGUUGUUCAGCUUAAGUGCACUGAUGGUGUUAUAUUGUCUCCUGAAUAAAAUGACAGGGUUGCAGUUUGUAUUUAUGGCCAAAGCUUUAAUAAAAAUGAAUUAUAAUGUU